Pseudophryne corroboree (corroboree frog) is the source of this 1270-nucleotide messenger RNA. Its product is annotated as protein-lysine methyltransferase METTL21E-like. Gene Ontology annotation, molecular function: protein-lysine N-methyltransferase activity. Gene Ontology annotation, cellular component: cytoplasm; cytosol. Gene Ontology annotation, biological process: peptidyl-lysine methylation. The transcript has 6 exons. The record is from RefSeq and is a predicted model, not a curated record. Bases 395 to 1102 code for a protein of 235 amino acids. NCBI's taxonomy places the organism in Eukaryota, Metazoa, Chordata, Amphibia, Anura, Myobatrachidae.
UGGAAGCAACAUCUAAGGAAAACAUCCAAGUCCAAGUGUUUUCCAACAAGGAAUGCAGUGAAUAUUAUCAUAGCCUGCUCCAGUGUAAGUUUCAGAAUGGUGUUACACCAAAGAGGCUCUGCCUUGUUUCCUGCUGAACAGCUCUACAAAGAACUGCAGCACUGCCUCCCAGCAUGCUACUUCUACAACACCCUCACAUUUGGCAUCUGUGAGCAGAGAGCUCUUGGAAACCUUGUUCGGGAUACUCAUUUGGACAAUAGUAAAGGAUAUUUGAGUCAUUCCCAGCAGGGAGAUCAGAAUGAGUAGCAGACUGGAAUCCAAUCAACACCAAAUGUAAAGGCAAGAUAGAUGAAGAGCAUCAACUAAGUACUUUACUAUCUUCAGGACUAUCACAAUGGCAGAUGAACAAGAAGGUCUUAACAAGAAUGAUGGUAUGGUGACAGACAUCCUGAAUCGCCGUUAUGUGCCAGCUUAUCUCAAAAGUGUGGCCUGGGAAGGUUUUGACUUUGCUGGACAUGAUAUAAAAAUAGUAGAAGCCACAGAUCUGUAUGGUGCUACGGUUUGGCCUUCGGCACUAGUAUUGUGUUAUUUUUUGGAAAAGCACGGAAAACACUUAUGUAUCGAGGACAAAUGCAUAAUCGAGAUAGGAUCUGGAACGGGCUUGGUUUCAAUCGUAGCUUGUCUACUUGGUGCACAAGUUAUAGCUACAGACCUAAAAGAACUCAUUGGAAACCUGCAGUAUAAUGUUAUUCGAAAUACUAAACUAAAAUGUAAACAUGUUCCACAAGUUAAAGAACUGACUUGGGGAUCUUAUCUGGAAGAAACGUUUCCUAAAUCUUCCUCAGACUUUGAUUACAUCCUAGCAGCAGAUGUUGUGUAUAACCACCCAUACCUGGAGGAACUUUUAGAGACAUUUCAGCAUUUGUGCAAGGAGAAGACCACUAUUCUGUGGGCUAUGAGAUUUCGGAAAGAAAAUACUCUUAUAGAAAAUGCAUUCAUUAACAACUUCCAGAAAUCAUUCGACCUGGAGGUUGUCUAUGAUCUGCCAAGUCUGAACAUAAAACUCUACAGAGCUAGAAGAAGAUGCAAACUCACUGCAUAAUAUUUAUUAAUUGUCUAAAAAUUCCAAUUAAGUUAUUCCAUGUUUAAAACUAAUAAUUAGUAUGAACAAAUAUUCACAAACUAAGAGAUAAAUGGUGUGUUUUAUAUAUUGGCUCACUGGUUAAAAUGAAAUAUGCUCUUCAAAUAAAUGUAUACCAGUGAGGUUUCA